UCCUAUGAUGAGGUGAUUAGAGAGAAGAGACAGGAACAGGAUCAAGUGUUGCCUCUCUCCUCCUCUUCCUUCUCCUCACCCUUAUGCUCCGUCUCCACGACUACCAUCGCCACGCAGACUGACACCGGACCAAAAUCCUCAGUUCCAACUCGCAGUCACGCCCCAGUCCAGAGAGGCUCAGUGGCCACCAGAGCUCCAAAACCUCCCAGACCUUCUUUCCCUUUAUAUCCAAACCUGAUGACACGCCGUCGCGCGUUGAUGACACGGUGGGAACUGCUACUGCUACUGUCGACCCUCUCCUUUUCCUAGAAGACCGUCCGGCACUACACACACACACUCCGACCAGCAGACACACCGAGGACACCAGACCAGCAGCGUUUCACAGUGACCUCUUGACCUCUGAUCCUUUCUCACCUCUGACCUUUGCCUCUGGCAGCCAGACCGACCAAUGGGUGCAGUCCUCCUCGGUCCCACCCCCUCAUUCCACUGUUGCCUUGACAACUCCCUCCUCCCCUCCUCUGCUUCAUAACCGGCCCAGGCCACACCCUCGCACGAAGAAUAGCCUUCGACCAAUCAGGCGAGAGGUCAAGGUUCAGACCCUGGUGAGGCUGGGACAGACAGAAAGUGAGGUCACAGAGAACCAGGAAGUGAGUUAUCAGGAGGGGAAGUACCUUCAGGAGCUCCUGGACGCCUUUAGCUCUGACGAUUGGGGCUUACCUGAUCACCAUAGCAACGACAACAGCGAGAGCGACUUCGGGAGAAGAAGAAGAGGAAGAUAUGAGUACUCUGAGAGCCAGGAUACAAGCCUUCGAGCAGCAGCAACAGGCAGAGGACCACGGUAGCCAUGCAGACAACGGCGCGUUGCUAGGGCGGGGGAGACCUGAACCCCGUCACCGAGUCCAGGCCCCGUCCAAACCGGCCCCUCCCAUCGCCCCUAAACCCUCCCUCGCAACCAAGACCGCCUGCAAAGGAGUCUGGCAAGGAGGAGGCUCGGUGGCGAUCGCCGUGAACUUGACUGCUGAUACAACCACCGCACAGCCCAAACCCAGUGACCCGUCUCCCAAACCCAGUGACCCGUCUCCCAAACCCAGUGACCCGUCUCCCAAACCCAGUGACCCGUCUCCCAAACCCAGUGACCCGUCUCCCAAACCUAUUAAGACCACCUUAAGUACCCCUGUCCUUGUUCCUGUCCCUGCCCUUAACCCUAUUGUCCCAAUCCCUGCACCCCGACCCCUGCUCCCUAGAAAGCCCCACUCUGAACCCCAAAGACCAGACCGCCAGGCGGGGCAGACAGAGGGGACCCCCCCAAAUCCCUGUCCUCCUCCCAGACCUCCAGUAGCACCCAGGACUAAACCCUCCGUAGACCUCCACAGCACCAACACUAGACCAAGUGUUGCUCAGAAGCCCACUGCCAUGACGUCAUCCGGUCGAGCAAGUGCCCUACCAGAGAACAGGAGACCUUCUCUGGCAUCCAAACCCUCCAUCCAGACUUUAAUCCCAGCUCCAGUCCAGGAUACUCCCCCCAACCUUAGCCCCAUCUCCAACCCCAAACCCAGCCCUAGUGGGGUCUAGUCCCCCAGCCCCAAACCCAGCCCCAGUGGGGUCUAGUCCCCCAGCCCCAAACCCAGCCCCAGUGGGGUCUAGUCCCCCAGCCCCAGUGGGGCUUAUUCCACCAGCCCCAGUGGGGUCUAGUCCCCCAGUCCCAGCCCCAGUGGGGUCUAGUCCCCUAGCCCCAAACCCAGCCCCAGUGCGGUCUACUCCCCAGCCUUACCCCCAGCUCCAGUGCGGUCUACUCCCCCAGCCGUACCCCCAGCUCCAGUCCAAAGGAAAACCCCACCGGUCUCCACAGAGUCUGAACCUCCUCUUCCUCCUCGACCCCAGGGAGGGGUUAAGAUUCUCCCCCUCCGCCCCCUCCCAUAAA
Molecule: messenger RNA, 1921 nt
Organism: Salmo salar (Atlantic salmon)
Lineage: Eukaryota; Metazoa; Chordata; Actinopteri; Salmoniformes; Salmonidae
Source: RefSeq, a predicted model, not a curated record